GUUUGUGUUUGACAGCGUAUUGAUUCGCACUGGGUGGUCAGAAAACCGGGCUUGGGUUUGAGCGCAAGUCCUUUUCGCGAGGGGUGUCAGUCGUUACCAUGCUUACGGUUCACGGGUUCACGUUGCUAUGGCAGUCCAAUAGGAACCAAACAAAUAUCGGUUUUAUUUAUGUAAACUGUAAUUAGAAUGUCAACCUAGGGAGGUUGAUAAAUCAGCCGGUGUACGUUAGAUUUAUUGAUAUAGUGUUUAAACUAAAAUUACUAACUGGAACGGUAAUGUCUAGUAAUUCAAAUGAUGAAAAUCAGCCUCGAUUGAACGGUCGUGAAAGAGUUACCCACCCGGCACCGGCCGAGCCUGAUCCAAUUAGAACCAUCGAUGACCUGUACCGAAGCAUACAGCAGGAAAUUCAAUUCUACAAACAGGAACACGAGACUAUUAAAGCUGAUCUCAAGCGGCUACUUCAGAGUGAUCAAAUUGCUUGUUCACUAAGUAAUUUACUGCCCGGUUUAGAUGGUGAAAACGAUAGCGAUGAGAUUGGUCGGCAUGAUCAGGAGCAAUUCAAACGAGUCUCGAAUGAAGUGAUAAACAAUUUGAAGAAUCAAUUGGAUAUUGUUUGGCAGGAAAAAAAUACACUCCAGAGUCUGUGGAAAAGCUCUCAACGAACAAUCCAAAUACUCGAACUGGAAAUAGGCGAAUAUCGCCGGCAGCUGAAACAGCCGAAAAGUAUACACGUCCUGCGGCAGCAAUACGCGGCGGCACUCCAGCUGCUCGAGCAGAACCUACUGACGCUGCGCUCAAAAUUGAAUCAACGAACCGAGGAAAACAAACGCCUGGAGGCAACCGGCGCAACCGAGCGGGAACGCUUCGAAGCUCUGGAGCGGGAUUAUACUGCACUGCAGUCGGAAGCCCGUCAGCUUGAAGCCACCGUCGAGGAGAGGCGCGGUUCCGAAUCUCGUCUAACCGCGGAACUCGAACGUGUCAUGAAGGAAAACGCCGACCUGGAAGCACUGCUGGAUCAGGCGAACGCUCUGGCUCGGCAUCACAUGGGUCGGGAAAAUCUGGCGCUAAUCAAAGUGCAGGAAGCCCUUCAAAUUGCCGAUACGGCCAUCGAGGAGAAAAACUCGCUGCGCCUGCAGGAGGAAAGUGUUCGGGAGGAAUGCAAUUUUCUCGCGUCAACCAUCGGGCAGGUCAUGGAGGAAGCGGCCCGCAAAGUUGAACUGGAAAUGAAUGCCCUGAAGGUGGGCUACGAGGGUCGAAUUGGGACGCUCGAGCAGCAACUAGAGCAGCUGAAAGGUUUGCUGGAAGUGCAACAGCAAAAAACCAGCCAGGCGGAAAUGCGGGCAGCCACGCUGGAGGAGAAAUUCAAAAGUUUGAUUGUGACGAAUCAGAAUCUGGAUGCGGACCUACAUUCGGCAUCCAAAAUGAUCAUUGAAAUGGAACUGAAGUUGGAAGCAUUCCAGAAGACAACGACUAAGGAACGGGAAAUCAGCAAGACGAGCCAGGAGCGGGAGCAUGAACUGAGGAAGCUGCUGGAAAGCAAUCAAGAGCUGCAGGAACGCUGGAAGACGGAGAUGACAGCAUUGACCAAUGAGUUGCAGUGUAAACUGAAAGCACUUCGACGGGAAAAUUGCAUGCUCAAGGCGGAAAACAAUCAAUUAAAGGAUCAGUUAUUAAAGGCGGAGAACCAUGAGCUGAAUUUAUAACAGCCAGCCACAGCAACGAAAGAAGAGGGGACGGAUGACAGGCUUCCGGGAUGACAGCGUGAACCUAUUUCAUCGCUGCAAGAAUCAGCAUCGUCAUCUUCGUCAUUGCUAGCACCAUUUUCAAGAAGCUGUGCCAUCGUCAGGAUCAAACCACUCGAGGCUUAAAAUAGGGUCGUAUCGUGUACGCAGUAUUAGGGUAGUGGGUAUCGAGAAUAUUGAAUGUGAUUUUUUUAGAUUAUUCUGAGUUGGGUAUAGAUGUAAAUUUAUGGCUUUUCUUGUGUUUUGACAGGGAGUUUGAUUGUAUCUGAUUUUAGUGUUGUGUCGUGUAAAAAAUGUUUUUAAUAAAGAAAAUUUCUUUAUAAACUAAUGGUUGAUAGUAGAAACACAAUAAAAUGGAAUGAGGAAACAUGUCGGCUGUAAUAUUUUUAGAGCAGUGUAUGGACAGAUAAGAUUUGGAUAAAAUAACCACAAGUUGCCGUGGCAUUAAUGAUCUUGUCCAGUUUUUACAACGACUGAGUGGAAACAUAUAUUGAAGAAA
Molecule: messenger RNA, 2241 nt
Organism: Malaya genurostris
Lineage: Eukaryota; Metazoa; Arthropoda; Insecta; Diptera; Culicidae
Product: calcium-binding and coiled-coil domain-containing protein 1-like
Exons: 5
Coding region: 276-1703 (475 amino acids)
Source: RefSeq, a predicted model, not a curated record